AUGUCCAAGGUCAUCCGAAGCGUCAAGAACGUCACCAAGGGGUACUCCAGCGCCCAGGUGAAGGUUCGAGAAGCAACAAGCAAUGACCCAUGGGGUCCCACGGGGACGCAGAUGAGCGAGAUUGCCCAGCUGACCUUUGCAUCAUCCAAUGAGUUCUACGAGAUCAUGGACAUGCUCGACAAGCGCAUGAACGACAAGGGCAAGAACUGGAGGCACGUGCUCAAGGCCCUCAAGGUCCUCGAUUACUGCUUGCACGAGGGCUCCGAACUGGUCGUGACGUGGGCCCGCGAGAGUAUCUACAUCAUCAAGACGCUGCGCGAAUUCCAGUAUAUCGACGAUGACGGCAGGGACGUGGGUCAAAAUGUACGCGUCGCCGCGAAGGAGCUUACAUCGCUCGUCCUUGACGAAGAGAGACUGCGCGCCGAGCGCAGCGACCGAAAGUCGUGGAAGUCCCGCGUGACUGGCCUCGAAGAAUACGCGCCUCAGCAAGCUGGACCCUCGCACCGGGGAGGAAGAGAGCCCCGAGCGCGCCGCGACGACGAGGACGACGCCGAGUACAGGCUCGCUAUUGAGGCCAGCAAGUACCAGGAGGAAGAGGACCGCAAGAGGCGUAACCAGGGCCAAGUCGACGUCGACGACGAUGAUCUGGCCAAGGCCAUCAAGCUCAGUCAGGAGGAGGAGGAGCGGAGACGACGGGAGCUCGAGCAGAGCAACGCGAUAUCCCUCUUUGACGACACACCCACGCAGAGCACUCAGCAGUCACAGCCCGCCCAACCACAGUUCACCGGCUUCAACCAGGGCUAUCAGCAGGGCAGCGCAGUCGAUUUCUUCGCCAACCCCAUUGACCAGAACGCGCAGCAGCCGCAGCCCACCGGCUAUCUCGGCAACCAGUAUACCGGCUUUCCGCAACAGCAGCCGCAGCAGACGGGCUUCCAAAACGGCUAUGGUGGAUAUGGCAUGCAGCCCCAGAUGACGUCGUUGGAUCCGUUCGGCCAGCAGCAGCAGCAGCAGCAGCAGCCUACCGGCAUGCCAGCAUUCCAGCCUCAGCCUACAGGAUUUAACCCUUACCAGCAACAGCAGCAGCAGCAGCAGACACAGUCGCCUGCGGCGCAAGACCCGUUCCCUCAAGCUGGUAGCAACAACCCCUGGGCGACGAACAACAACCAGCAGUCACAGUCGCCCUUGCGCGCGAUGCAGACGGGCUCGAACAACCCCUUUGCGCCAGCGGCCACGGGCGGAUCGUCGGCAUUCGGCCGACCGCAGACUCAGAAGAUCCCUUCCAUGCCGGCACUCGGAAGCUUGCCGGAGCAGAAGACGCUGUCAACCUUCAACAACCAGCCGAGCACCAGCUUCAGUCAGCCAGCAAGCGCCUUUGGCACGCCGCAGAAGGAGCUCAACGAGCACGAGGCAAAACUCAACGCGCUCCUUGCGAGCGGCGACGGCAUGGACACGUACGGCAACACGGGCCAGCUGCGUAUCCCGGCCCAGCACACGGCGCCAGGCACUUUUGUCAACAGUGCCGGUUCGGGGGCGCAGCGUCUGACGGCGGACGCCACGGGCAGCAACCCGUUCCUGCGGACCCAGUUCACGGGUAUGCCGAACACGACAUACGGAGGCAGCCAGCUGCAGGUCUCGCAAACGGGCGCUCCCGGCCUGGGUGGGCAGGGAAACAACAACCCCUUUGCCGGAACGCAGCCACAGCAAAGACCCAACCAGAACCAGGAUCUUAUUCAGUUCUAG
Messenger RNA from Verticillium nonalfalfae, 1740 nucleotides. RefSeq lists its product as uncharacterized. Gene Ontology annotation, molecular function: phospholipid binding; clathrin binding. Gene Ontology annotation, cellular component: clathrin vesicle coat; plasma membrane; endosome. The coding region runs from base 1 to 1740 and encodes 579 amino acids. The record is from RefSeq and is a predicted model, not a curated record. Lineage: Eukaryota; Fungi; Ascomycota; Sordariomycetes; Glomerellales; Plectosphaerellaceae. Gene Ontology annotation, biological process: endocytosis; actin filament organization. The transcript is spliced from 4 exons.